CCACCAAUAGUACGGCUUGCACAUCACUGAGACACACUCUUGCGUUUUUCUGUAUCUGAGAGCCAAGCGGAUUUGCAAUUGAUUGGAGAUUUCUUUUUCCGCAUUAUUAAUACUCUUUAAAUGCACACAACAGAAUCAAAUGGAUAGAUUUCUUCUAAAAGGUAAGCGUCCGAAUUCGACGCGGGCUUGGGAUACCAGCUUCACGGAUUCUGAUAAGAAUUCUACGGUCGAAAAGCCAACACCAAAGAAACAAAAAAGGAUCUCAGAGGUUUGGAAGUAUUUUAAGAGGUCCGACGACAGACUCUUCGCUAAGUGUCUGUGCUGCGGUAAACUUUAUAAAACGAGCGGAAACACAUCUAAUAUACGUGACCAUUUGAAAAGAUUCCACUCAAACGUAUCUGUACUUGAUUCCAGCGCAUCCGCUGCAGAAGCUUUAGUGGAUAACGAUAACAACAAGGACACCAAUGACACCAAUGACAACCAUGACGACAACGACGACAACGAUGACAACAAUGACGACAACGACGACAACGAUGACAAAGCUGACCACUACGACGACAACCACGACAAAAAUGAGAACAACGACGACAAGAUCGCGUCUACAAGCGGCAGCUGUAGAUCCAUGAGUUCUGUGGAAUCUUGUUUGGAAAGAGCUUUAUUAUAUGACACAAAAUCAAAGCGAAAGAGGGACAUUGAUAGAGCUUUAACCGAGAUGGUUGUCAAGGAUAUGCUGCCAUGUACCAUCGUUGAAAAUGAAGGCUUUAUAGAAUACACUCGUGUAUUGGAACCUAGAUACAAUCUUCCAAGUAGCAGACAUUUGAGAGAUGUGUUGAUGCUCCACUUGUUUAAAGAAACAUCGGCUAAACUGGCCGUGAUUUUGGAGAACGUUGCGGAUAUAGCGAUUACGUGCGACCUGUGGACUUCAAGCACUAACGUUAGCUUCUUAAGCGUCACUGGUCAUUUCGUUCUUGAUUAUAGCCUGAAAACAGUAUGUUUAGCAAGACAAAAAUUAAUAGAUUCAACAGAUCACUCUGCUCAAAAUAUUGCAAACACCUUGCAAGAUAUAUUGAAUUUUUGGAAUAUACUAGAUAAAACUGUAUGUGUAGUAACAAAAAAUUCCAGCUCAAUGCUAGAAGCAUGUGAAAUAUUAAAGAUACAAAAUCAUCCAUGCUUCGCUCACACCUUGAAUUCGGUGGUACAAGAUGGGCUAAAACUGGAAGACGAUGCAAUGAAAGCUUUAAUUGCAAAGUGUAAGACGAUAGUGAAGUUUUUUAAGCAAAGUUCUAUAACGAAUGAGAAAUUUAAAAAUGUUCAAGAAAACUUCGCCUCUAUUUUAUUAGAAGAAUCUCAUUCAAGAUGGAACAGCCUCCACUUUAUGAUAGAGCGCAUAUUAGCAUCUCAGGAAGCCAUUAAUGCAGUUUUAUUGCCAAUAAAAAGUGCACCGCUGCAAUUGACUGUUGACGAAAUCAUUAUAUUAAAAGACAUAGAUAUAAUAUUGUCACUUUUUCAGGAAGCAAGCGACAAAAUAUCUGGUGAAAAUUAUGUGUCAUUAGUAAUACCUUUAGCACAUGGUCUUUUCCGCAAAGUUCACAAUCUUUCAUCACAGUUACAAACUUCGGUAGGAGAAAGAAUGAAAAAUACUAUAUUGAAGUCCAUAACAAAGCGUUUGUCUACAUACGAGCAACGGACAGUAACCAGAGUGGCGACAAUAUUAGAUCCGCGCUUCAAGAAAGACGGGUUUCAGCUAAAUACGAAUGCUGAAAAAGCUGCAAUAUUUUUGCAACACGAGUUGAUGAAUCUGACCAAUAGAGAGCCCUCAAUUAACUUGGAUUUGGAAUCGAACACAAAAACUCAGGACUCACUUUUAGAUUUCUUGUAUCAACCGGUCAUUAGAAAACCGAAAAACGAGAAAUUUGAUGCAUCUUAUAUAAAGAGGCAGUAUCUGGAGACACCCUUAGCCCCCCUAAAAAUGGAUCCUUUUUUAUGGAUGAAGGCUUCCCAGACGGAAUUCCCACUUGUAAAAUCAUUGCUAUUUAAGUAUUUAUGCAUCCCCGCAACAUCUGUAGAAUCAGAGAGGCUUCUCAGAAAGGCGGAGCGAAUUGUUUCUGACGGAAGAACAAGGCCUAAAGAAGAAAACUUAAACAUUUUGUUGUUUUUGAACCAAAAUCUUUGGAUUAAGUCAAAAUACAAAACCCUAUAUUAAUAAAUUAACUAAUUUUUUGUAUGCAUAUAUGUAUAAAAAAAAUAAAUAAAACAAGCAAAAUACAGUGAAUAAAUAGUAUACGUUAACAAU
Messenger RNA from Drosophila mojavensis, 2293 nucleotides. Its product is annotated as E3 SUMO-protein ligase ZBED1-like. Gene Ontology annotation, molecular function: protein dimerization activity; DNA binding. The transcript has 3 exons. NCBI's taxonomy places the organism in Eukaryota, Metazoa, Arthropoda, Insecta, Diptera, Drosophilidae. Bases 140 to 2203 code for a protein of 687 amino acids. The record is from RefSeq and is a predicted model, not a curated record.